AUGCUCAUGUGGCUUGCGGGCCGCUUCGGAAACGGAGUAUUUCUGCAUCGUUCCCGAAACGGGCAGUUGAGAAGCAGCCACGUGCUCACCCGGAGCUGUCAGCGCCACGCAGAAGAGGGGAUGGCCACAAGAUGGCAUGCCAGGCAACCGUCAGAAUGCCCUGCACAUUUGGCAUGGCCUGGUUCACGCAACUUACUCGCGACGCACGCAAGUCGCACGCUGAGGACGUGCUCGGCAUUUGGGAUAGCUUCUGCGGGCCUUCCUGGCGUUCGGACGCCGAGGCUGCCCUUGCGAACAGCUCGUGCACUUGGGUCGAAUGCAACAGCAGCUGUGUUGCAGCGGAGGGACGAAGCUGGAGAGGAUGGGCCCCUCCUUGUGAUGAGCGUUGAAGGCAUGAAGUGUGCCAAUUGCGUUGCAAGGGUCAAGAAACUCAUAGAGGAAAACAAUGAAGUCGCAGAGGCGACGGUGAACUUGGCAGUGGGGACUGCCUUUGUUCAGGUGACGACAGGGAAGGGUGGCAAUGCAACAUCUAUUGGCAGAAAUGUAGCAGAGGUGCUGACCAACAACGGCUAUCCAGCCACUCUCUCAAAUGGAGCUCAAACAAGACAACAAGCACCCGACAAUGAUGUUGGCAAGAAGUGGAAGACCCUCACUGCGAUAGGCAUCCCUUCUGCGUUUUUGGCUGCAUCUAUGCUGGCACAUGUUGCACAUGUCCUGACAUCCUGUCCCCCCUGGUUGCAGAUCUUUGGCAGCAUGCAGUUCCAGUUUGGCCUAUCUUUGGCAUUGAUGUUAGGCCCCGCAAGGAACAUUCUGUCAGGAGGGGUAUCUCGUUUGCUGCGUCGGAGCCCAGACAUGGACACACUUGUGGGAAUGGGGGCAAUAGCAGCCUUUGCCAUGAGCUGUGUUUCUGUCAUGCUACCGCGCCUUGGAUGGCCAGCAUUCUUUCAUGAGCCAGCCAUGCUGCUGUCAGUUGUUCUCCUGGGAAGAGCUUUGGAAGCAUUUGCAAGGACAAAGGCGUCCGAUGACUUAACAGCUCUGCACAAGCUGCUUCCAGACCAGGCAAAGGUGGUGUGGUCUGGGAAAGUCCACAGGGUGCCGAUACAGGCUGUGGGCCCAGGCAUGGAAAUAGUCGUUGGCCCUGGGGAUCAGAUCCCUGUGGAUGGCAUUGUCACUUCUGGCUCUAGUGCUGUAAACGAAUCAGCUGUCAGCGGAGAAGCCAUGCCCAUUCCCAAGUCUCCAGGUGACAAGGUGAUCGCCGGCACAAUCAACUGUGGUGGGAUGGAGCUCAGGGUGGAUGCCCAACGGGUUGGGCAGGACACCGCAAUGGCAAGGAUCGUUCGACUGGUGGAGGAGUGCCAGGGGCGGACGCCCAGCAUUCAGAGGCUGGCUGACAGUGUUGCUGGGAUUUUCUCAUGGGGUGUUUUGGCAGCUUCAGGGAUGACAGCACUGUUCUGGUUAUUAAUGGGUCCCAUUCUUCUCCCUCAAGUGGCAUCUGGCUCUGCGGCUUUGCUUCUCAGCGCUCAGCUGGCCUGCAAUGUCUUGGUCGUUUCGUGCCCAUGUGCACUUGGGCUGGCAACCCCAACAGCUGUACUUGUGGGCACCUCCCUUGCAGCUCGGUCAGGCCUUGUCAUUGGAGGCGGCGAUGUCCUUGAACGCGCCGGAAAAGUGGAUGCAAUCGUGUUUGACAAGACUGGGACUAUCACAAUUGGCCGGCCUGCUGUGUCAAGUGUGGUGGUCACUUCGGAUGGACACUCGCAAGAUGCUGUGCUUGCUUUAGCCGGGGCUGUGGAACAGCAGUCAACGCACCCAUUGGCUCAGGCCAUUGUCUCUGCAUGCAAGCUUCGUAAACUUGAGGUCAAAGCACUGGAUACAGGAUCAUUCCGGCAAGAAAUUAGUGGAGGAGUGGAAGGUUGUUUGGAUGGCAGUUUGCUGGAGGUUGGGAGCAUGGAGUGGUUAGAACAAAGACAAAAACCUGACUCAGUGUGUGGCGCGCCCAAUCUGGGAGUGGAGGAAAACAAGGCUUCCACCAUGGUCCAUGUGCGCUAUGAUGGCCGUGUGAUUGGCGCCAUCUGCAUCGAGGACGAGGUGCGCAGUGAAGCUGCUGGCGCCAUCUCAAGGUUGAGGAAUCUGGGAGUCAAGCACGUGGUGAUGGCUUCAGGUGACCAUCGAGGCCCCUGCCUUGCAAUCGCAAGGGAGGUUGGCAUAAGAGGAGGCGACGUCUUUUGGAGGACAUCCCCCGAAGAGAAAGUCGCCAUUGUUAAGCGGCUGCAGGCUAAGGGCUAUGCAGUGGCUGUUGUUGGGGAUGGAAUCAACGACGCAGCAUCCCUUGCCCAGGCCGAUGUGGGCAUGGCGAUGUCAGGUGGACUUGCCUCGGCUCGCAGUGCCUCAGAUAUUGUGCUGUCGGGCAACUCUGUCGCCCAGGUGCCUGAGGUCAUCGAAUUGAGUCGUGCAAUUCUGGGCAAGAUCAGAGAGAAUUUGGCAUGGGCCUUUGGCUACAAUGUUGUUGCCAUUCCAGUCGCGGCCGGUGCUUUAUUGCCAGGCUAUGGAGUGAUGUUGACACCAUCCAUCAGCGGGGCCCUGAUGGGCAUGAGCUCUCUUGCAGUGGUGACAAACUCGCUGUCUCUUCAGUUGCGAAGGAAAGCUGGUCGAUAG
This is a messenger RNA of Ostreobium quekettii, 2652 nucleotides long. The record is from the annotation of a GenBank genome assembly. NCBI's taxonomy places the organism in Eukaryota, Viridiplantae, Chlorophyta, Ulvophyceae, Bryopsidales, Ostreobiaceae.